Ostrinia nubilalis (European corn borer) is the source of this 6876-nucleotide messenger RNA. RefSeq lists its product as uncharacterized. The transcript is spliced from 28 exons. The record is from RefSeq and is a predicted model, not a curated record. Lineage: Eukaryota; Metazoa; Arthropoda; Insecta; Lepidoptera; Crambidae. Gene Ontology annotation, molecular function: cholesterol binding. Bases 130 to 6876 code for a protein of 2248 amino acids. Gene Ontology annotation, cellular component: cytosol; intracellular membrane-bounded organelle; membrane.
UUGUGCGCACGCGUCGAUUUUUAAAACAAAAAUCCAAAAACUUAUUUGAAGGACGGUUUUUGUGUGUGGUUUACGUGCUGUGUAUGAUAAAUGUAAUGUGAUUGUGUAUGCGAUUGACAUAGAACCAAGAUGAAGUUGAAAAAUCCUCUGUCCUUACCAAACUUAGCCGAGCUAAGAUGGUUGUUGACUUCGUGCAGCAUCAGUGAGAUGAAUCAAGGCGGGCUGAAACACGCCGCCACCGAGUCGCGGCUCGACAACAAACGAGAGCGACGACGUGGUGCGUCCGGACGCGCGGCGGCGCUGCGGCGCGCGCCGUCCGACUCGGACUGUUCUGGCGAAACCGCCUCGCUGUCCGCCGACAGCGGAGAUCGAGCUGUCCGGCCGGUGCCGCCGCCCACCAGGAUCACCAAGUCGCGCAGCGGCGAUCGAGCUGUCCGGCCGGUGCCGCCGCCCACCAGGAUCACUAAGUCGCGCAGCGGCGAUCGAGCUGUCCGGCCGGUGCCGCCGCCCACCAGGAUCACCAAGUCGCGCAGGGCUGUCCGCCCGGUGCCGCCGCCUAUCAGGAUCACCAAGUCCUGCAGCCGUCGCCGUGGCAGCGAAUGGGAGGUGCUUGAGGGCCUGAAGGACGGCCAGCGCUUCGAGAAGCGGCCGGACGUCUUCAACGGGUACCUGCAUAAGAAGCGCAAAUGGCCGCUCAAGGGAUGGCACAAGCGUUUCUUCGUAGUAGACGGCGGUAUACUAGUAUACGCGCGGUCGCCAACAGAUGUCGCACGCGGCCGCCUGCACGGUUCCGUGGAUGUGGGUCUCUCAGUGAUUUCGGCCAAGGCGCGGCGCCGGCGCAUCGAUAUAGACGCGGACGAGUUUAUAUACCACCUGCGUGCCAAGACGCAGGACGUCUUCCGGACUUGGUUGAGCGUGUUGAAAGCACACAGUUGGGGGUGGACCAGAGUCGAUAGCAACAUGGAGCCUAUAUGGACCGAUUUGCCCGUAGCUGCCAAAGCUUGCCUGGAAAUGCAAAUGAUGUGGCGCCGGCGCAUCGAUAUAGACGCGGACGAGUUUAUAUACCACCUGCGUGCCAAGACGCAGGACGUCUUCCGGACUUGGCUGAGCGUGCUGAAGACGCACAGACUGUACCGACAGCAUCUGUUAACGUUUGGUGCGCGGGAGUCGGUGCCAAAGAUCCACGCGCCUUUAGAGGACCUACCUCCCACAGAGACCUCCUCCCGCACAUCCCGUAUAAGUUUCGCAACUUCUACCUUGACUUCCACCGAAGAUGCCCAUGUACCCGAAUCCAGCAAUUCCCCUUCAUCCCAAACUCCGAAACAAGAAUAUUCAGUUAAAAACCACCCCUUGAAGAACCCUUUCCAGUGGCAUUUCCAAAAUAAAGAAAGAAAGCUAGUGUUCUUCAACUUCCAAAGGCGAUUUAACGCUGUCGAAAAGUUCAGUGACCCACAUCACUAUAACCGUAGUCUAUGCUCUAUGAAUUGCUUCACGAGAUUGAACCUUAAUGACGUUCGCGUGAAAAAUGUUUCCGGCAGCACAAAUGCUGAAAAACAGAUGCAUAUCACGGACUUGGAAUCAAACUCUCACAAUAUAUGCACGUGUGCGAAAAAGGUAAAACUUAUCAAAAAGACAGAGACAAAAGAUAGCAAAAAGAAAGCCUAUACAGAUACUACUGGACCAGCUACUACUUAUUACUUUUUCUCGCGAAAAAAACGCAAUACUUCAAACUCCCUAACAGAACCUCCAAUGAAGAAGAGCAAAAAGUGCACUAACCUAGUAAAAUACAAAAAUAUGGUCGAUGAGCCGAAACUCAAAGAACCUUUAAGCAAAUGUUUGUUGCUCAAGAAACAUAGAGCAAAGAGUCCUAACAAGGAUAUUAACCAACUCUUCCAUCGCGGUGUAGGCGGUGACGUCAUUCCCAAAGAACACAAUCAAGUACAAGCUGUUGAAGAUAAAGAACAUAAAUCACUACAAGAUCUAAUGUCAGUGUCAGAAUAUGACAAAAUAACUGAACACCUUAUGAUUUCACUAUUCGAAAAUCAUAAAAUCACACGCAAUUCUAAUAACAACGAAGUCAAAUACUACAUUAGUCAAGUCGUGAAAGAAUUGUACAAUGUCAAAUUCAGUCAAACUGAUGUUCAUCCAGUAAAAAUGUUGUUCAGAUCACUGUUGGAGUAUUGGCUGAAAAAUACAAGCGGCGAACAAUUCAAAGAGGCGAUGAAACGUGUCAAAUCAGUACAUAAACCAUCAAAUAGGCAUUUUACACAAGAUAAAAUUUUGUCCAGUUUUCUUCUGCAAAAUGCUACAAAGCAAACUCAGUUCCACGGUGUGAGUGACUUCAUAAACGACUAUGAAGUCGCAGAUCAAAUGCCUACUAAAGCACCCAAAUCUAAUCUACCCAAACCAAAACUAGAAAAGAAAGCUAUAAGAUGCCACAGUCCUAAACGAGACACAGAAAGUUUCGAAAAAGAGCGGCGAAUACAAGAACUUGAAAGAAUUCUUAAGAACACAGUAUACGUGUGCGAAACAGUGCGCAGUAAUCAAAGUAGAGAAAAAGACAUUAAAAUAACCAAAAGACUCAUAGACAACCUUGAAAAACUAUCUAAAAGAUCUGGCUUGAACAAUUUAAACGAAGGUCUGGACAAAUCGAAUUCUUCAUCAGAACUGCCUAAAAUACAAGAAACUAUUAAUCACCUUAUUAGUGAAACGUCAAUGCCACCGGAUGUUGCUAAAGAACUUUUAAAUGCUUAUUUAAGCGUACUCCUAAAUGAAAGUAGUAAGAGUAUGACACACAGCAGUUCGCAAUCGAGUGAUGAUAAAAAGUGCAACAAAAACGUACCUCCUAUGUGCGAAGUCCAAACAGAAUCAGUCCAAAGGAAAAUAUCCAAAAAUAUCACCACUACCAACUUUGGGGACAAUGCCAAUCAACUGAGUAAUACUGCAGAUCCUGGAGAACAGUACCUAAAAGAUAUUCUUGAUAAAAUCACAACUAUAUUUUCCAAAGUCGGUAAAGGCGAUCCUAAAAACUUUGAUAAUAACGAUAAAUCAACAGGAGACAAAAAUAACGUACCCAAAGAUGAAUUAGGAAGACCAGUAAAAGAGUAUCAUGGGAAAAAUCUUAUACGUGAAAAUUAUGAUGAAAAUUCUGUCGUUAUAGACCUGUCCAAGUACGAUUUGGAGCACAUAUCGAUGUUCAGUGAUCCGUCACUUAAAGGAAUGAUGUCUAUAACGAUAAAACUAAAAGAAAAACCACCAAAUUUUGGAGAAUCCCAACGCCAUCUUAGUUUGAAAUUUUGCAAUGAAAGUAAAAAUUUAACGCCGCAAACACAUUCCGACGAUUGGUUGCAGAAUUUGGAUAACAACUCUUUGAAGAAAAUCUUCGAACCAAUCGAUGUAAGCUAUAAACAAAACUUGUAUGACUACGAUCCAAAUUGUCCUAAAGACAUGAUUGAGCUGAAGCCCUACAUUAGUAGUAGCAACGCAUCAUCUAGACCUUACUGUCAUAUUGUUCAUGAAAGCGAACAUUCUAUUGAUCUAUCUUUCCAAAGCAGUAACUUCUUCAAAAAAGACUAUCCUGAAGACAACGAAGACACAUCUUGUUAUAUCGUUUCUUCUUUCAAGAAGAAUACUGUUUCGACCCCGUUACAAAAGAAGAAGAAAGUACAUUUAAAGCAUAGUAAUGGUUUGGUUCUGGGGCCUCAGAUUCGUUCCCCAAUUCAGUCUUCAAGCACCAAAUACCCUGAAGAAUACUCGGUGUUUGAACAGCCCACUCCUAAAGUAAUAGAUGAAAAGUUCAUCCUACUACUGUUAGAAAACCUCACUCUUCUUUCCAAGAAUCUUCCAAGUCUGUAUAAAGACCUUAAUGCUUUGUUUUUAAAGCUUAAAAAGAAGCACGAAAAAGUCGUUCGCAAUGGAUGCAAUAUCCAAGGAUUGAGUCUGUUAGGUCGCAUAUACAAUGACGAUUUCAAACCAAAUGACCGUGGAACUCAAUUUGAUGAAGCUGAAUUCAACGAAACAAUGAAUAAUCCUCCUAAAACUCAAGACGUAUCUGUGAAGACUUCUGAUAUUUUACUAACCAUGAAAAAUCUUACUGAUGAAUCUCUUAGCACAACUGUUUUGAAGAAUGAUAUCAAAACUGAAGAAGUCCAGACAGAAAAGGUACAAGAGACAAACGAAGUGAAGCUAAAAAUAUCAAUUUCGCACAUAGGAUUUUCUAAAGAGCAUUUAGGUAGGAAAUCCAAAUCUUUACAAAAUAUGCCGAAUCAAAAGGUCACGACUGAACAAGCUGUAUCCUGUCCAGUAUGGCCUAAAAAGGUAUCAACCAAAGAAUGUGCGAUGAGUACAAUAAUCAAAACUAUUUUGGAUCCUCCUGAACCGAAAUUUUCGAUUGCGCCGGCGAAGAAUUUCGAAAAUGUCCAACUGGUGACCAUUGAGAGGGACUUCCCAAAAAUAUCUAACAGGAAUGCUGUGCUCUGUGUUAGAAAAGAGUUGGUGAAAGGCAUGACUGCCUUGUCGCCGUCGGUAAGGGUUUCUACGCAGUCGCAGACAGACAAAAUAAUAUUGAGACACAGUAAAGAUGUAAAAGCGAACGAAUACAAUGCGUGCAAUGAGUUUAAAGUGUACCACGUGUUUUUGGGCGCGAAGGAACCGCUGCAGAAAUCAAAUUCGAUGAUGGAUUCGUUGUCUGUGACGAGAGAGCAGAGUGACGAUUUGAAAACGAUAUAUCGAUGCAACAGCGAGCCUUCCUUUUGUUCUGGGCUGGUUAGCCCCACCUCGCCGCCCCUUCGGGGGCCCCAAGCUGGCUUCGUGUCUGGCACCCCUGGCGGUCGGCUGGCUAGCUGGAUCAUAGAAUCGGGCGGCCCCCUCGAGAAUGCGUCCCGAGAGCUGGGUCAAGCGCAGCUGUCCGUGCAGCAGCUGCAGCGGCUGCUGGAAGCGCUGGAGUUGCAGCAGCAGGUCCACCAUGACACUGAUGUAUCGCUGGAGGGCGCCUCACCAAACGUCAAGAAAGACCGCCGCAAGUUCGGCCUCCGCAAGAAGAAAUCCAACAGCAAGUGUGCGUCCGUCGAACUAGCCCCGCCACAUAUAGACCCGUCCAGCUCGCAUAUGGCCCUCUCAGCUCUAACCGCCCCGCCUUCCCCCGGGGGCGGAGCGUCAUCCGUGCCCAACUCGGCCGCCUCGCUGCCGAUCGCAUGUGCAGCAGCGAGACCUCAGUCCCUCCCAGGGGCGGAGGCCUUAGGGACCGGCGGGGGUGCAGGUGGUCCAGCCUCUAUUACCAGUCUGACCCCCGAUCAUCAGCUAAGGGAAGACUUUACGGUGUUGGCCAAAGAUCUGGUGGCUAGCUUGAAGGGGAUUGUGUCUACUUUGGUGUGCGAGCGAGGCAGACUGCGUGCGGCGAUGGACGCGGCUGAGACGACCGCAGCGCCGCCAGGGGCGGUGGUGGCAGCUCUCAGAACUAACCUGACCUCGGCGCUGCAGCAGAACUCGGAGCUGCGGUCCCGCCUGUCGCGCAUCCACGACGCGUCGGAUAUCGCUGAAAUAUCGUCCAUGGGCAACAACUCCGAGCCGGUGAACAGACAGUUCCAGCAGUCUCUAAGCUACAGCUCCUCCUGUGUCUCCGCUUCCGAGUUCUUUGACGCGGAGGAGCAUGACGAGGACCUGAAGCCUACGGAAAUACUCGCUGCUGAUGAGGCCGGCGUGAUCGAGCUGGAUGGAGAUUCGUCAUCAGAGGCCGGCUCGCUCAGCAGCGAAGAAGGAUCGGCAAGCUCCGACAACUCAGACGGUGCGAUGCUGUCAGCAGAACAAGUGACCCUCCGCCUGAACCAGAACGGCAUCGAGCCGCGGGCCCCUUGCUGGGCGCGCCGCACCUGCCUGCCCUGCCCGCGCCCCACCCCCGGGGGCCCCUCGCUAUGGAACCUGCUGUACAAGAACAUUGGGAAGGAUCUGAGUCAGAUCUCUAUGCCAGUCACUAUAAAUGAGCCCUUGAACAUGCUACAGCGACUGUGCGAAGAACUAGAAUACUCUGAACUGCUGGACGCAGCAGCGGAAUGCAAGAACGCAGUGGAACGCAUAGCACUCAUCGCGGCGUUCGCUGUGAGCGCGUACGCGUCGUCCGCCCACCGCGCCGCCAGCAAGCCUUUCAACCCGCUGCUGGCCGAGACUUACGAGUGCGUGAGGGACGACAAGGGCUUCCGGUUCAUCGCCGAGCAGGUGUCCCACCACCCGCCGAUAUCGGCCUGCCACGCGGAGUCGCCACGAUGGUGUUUCUGGCAGGAAGCGCGGAUCAAGACCAAGUUCUGGGGCAAGUCCAUGGAGUUCCAGCCGACUGGCCGCGUGCACGUGCGUCUGAUCACUACUGGCGACCACUACAGCUGGAAUAAGGUCACAACGUGCGUGCACAAUCUGUUCGGAGGUCAGCGUUGGGUGGACCAGUACGGAGACAUGCAUAUAACUUGCCACGGCACUGACAUCUCGUGCAAACUCAACUUUAUCAAGGCUAGUUCCUGGUCCAGCACCAGACACGAAGUCCGCGGUUGCGUGACUGGCAAUGGCACACGGCUUCGCUUGCAAGGGAGGUGGUCAGAAGCCCUAUACGCCGGGGAACCACCGGCGGCCCGGUGUCUUUGGAGGCCUGGCGCGAUGCCGCCGGAACACGAGCUGUACUACGGGUUCACGCGGUUUGCGAUGGAGCUAAAUGAGAUGGAGCCUGGCAUGCGGCAGUUGCUUCCCCACACUGAUACUCGGCUCAGGCCAGACCAGCGAGCGUUAGAAGAAGGCGACGUCGACGCGGCGGAACAAUACAAGCACUCGCUGGAACAAAGUCAGCGCGAACGACGCCGCGGCGUUCCCGAGCACACGCCCGCUUGGUUCCGGUGA